This is a messenger RNA of Polistes dominula (European paper wasp), 1050 nucleotides long. It is a transcript of the gene Coq5, whose product is annotated as ubiquinone biosynthesis protein COQ3, mitochondrial. The record is from RefSeq and is a predicted model, not a curated record. Gene Ontology annotation, molecular function: 2-methoxy-6-polyprenyl-1,4-benzoquinol methyltransferase activity. Gene Ontology annotation, biological process: ubiquinone biosynthetic process. Lineage: Eukaryota; Metazoa; Arthropoda; Insecta; Hymenoptera; Vespidae.
UUUGAUAUUAAUAGAAUUUAAGAAUUGUCAAAUUUAAUUUUUUAUAUUGCAAUUAUAUAACAUCAAAAUGUUGACUCAAAAGUAUCUUCAUUUUAAUAAGAGAAUGUGUGAAAUGUUACGUAAACAAUUAAUAAAUGUAUAUUUUCAUAAUAAAUACAAUCAUUCUAAAGCAACAGAUGUAAAUGAAGAUGAUAACGAAAGGACGACAUAUUUUGGUUUUAAAAAAGUCAAAGAAGAAGAUAAAGCUAAAGAAGUUCAUACGGUGUUCGAAAGUAUUGCAGACAAUUAUGACAAAAUGAACGAUUUAAUGAGUUUAGGUAUUCAUCGAAUUUGGAAAGAUAUAUUCAUUCAAGAAUUAGCACCUACACAUGGAACUCGUUUAUUAGAUUGUGCUGCUGGAACUGGAGACAUAACGUUUAGAUAUUUAGAUUAUUUAAAUAAUACUAAGAAUAUUAAUAACGUUGAAAGUUCUGUAAUGGUAACAGAUAUAAAUGAAAAUAUGUUAGAUGUUGGUAAAAUAAGAGCAGAAAGAUUAGGAUAUACGAAAGAGAAUAAUUUUAAUAUUGAAUGGAAGAAAGAAGAUGCAGAAAAUCUUAGCUUUCCUGAUGAAUCAUUUACAGCAUAUACGAUAGCAUUUGGUAUAAGAAAUGUUACUCACAUUGAUAAGGUGUUAUCAGAAGCAUAUAGAGUACUUGAACCUGGAGGUAGAUUUCUAUGUUUAGAAUUUACUCAUCUAGAAAAUGAUAUGUUACAAUGGCUUUAUGAAAGAUACUCUUUUCAAGUAAUACCAGUGAUGGCUACAUUAGCCAUUGGGCAAUGGGAACCUUAUCAGUAUCUUGCAGAAAGUAUACAGAAAUUUCCAAAACAAGAAGAUUUUAAACAUAUGAUAGAUGUAAGUGGUUUCAGAAAUACCAGUUAUAGAAAUUUAUCUUGUGGUAUAGUAGCUAUACAUUCAGGAUUUAAAAUUUAAAAAUGAUUAAAAUAUGAAUGUAAAUAUCUACAGAGUAACCUGUACACUCAUUAUGUAUAAUUAAUAUUAGAUAAACAGUA